AUGCUCUGUUUAUUUUUCUUCAUGUAAUAAUUUUCUCCACAAAAUUUCUGAAAUUAAAAGUCGUUUCUUUUUUUUUCUUUUCUUGGUCACUUGAGACACACCAACACAGUCAAUCAAAAAGCCAUUUUGAUUCUCUCUUCUUCACUCUCUUCUCCUCCUCUCCUCUCUCCGUUUUAAAAAACCUCUUUUUAAUUUCAACGAGAAAAAAAACAGAGGAGGAGUUAACUAAGAGCUAUGUCGUCGUCGACGAUGAACAGAGGAAUCGAUAUGUUUCCAUCAGAGAGCACUAACUGGAUCUAUCAAGGAGUCAGAGAAGUAACGUGGACGGCGGAGGAAAACAAACGGUUCGAGAGAGCUCUUGCCUUUCUUGACGACAAAGACAAUCCAGAGAGCUGGUUGACGAUCGCCGCCUUGAUCCCCGGCAAAACCGUAGAAGACGUCAUUCAACGGUACAAGGAGCUAGAGGAUGACGUCAGCGACAUCGACGCCGGACUCAUCCCCAUUCCUGGCUACGCCGGCGACGCUUCCUCCGGUGCAAACAGUGACUAUUUCUUUGGUCUUGAAAACUCCGGCUACGGUUACGGUUACGACUACGUCGUAGGAGGAAAGAGGAGUUCGCCGGCGAUGACUGAUUGUUUUAGGCCUCCGAUACCGGAAAAGGAGCGAAAGAAAGGUGUCCCGUGGACUGAGGAUGAACACCGACGGUUUCUAAUGGGUUUGAAGAAAUAUGGAAAAGGAGAUUGGAGAAACAUAGCGAAAAACUUUGUGACAAGUCGAACGCCGACGCAAGUGGCUUCGCAUGCUCAGAAAUAUUUCCUUCGACAGCUCACAGACUGUAAAGACAAAAGAAGGUCAAGCAUUCACGAUAUCACCACUGUUAACAUCCCUGACGCAGAUGCAACCACCACAUCCGCUCCCACAACAACACUCUCUUCUACUCCGACGACCAAUUCUUCUUUCGACGUUUUCCACCAGCCAAAUCCUCAUCACGGUUUCGCGUUUGCGUCUUCGUCUAGCUAUUAUAAUGCGUUUCCCCAGUGGAGUUAAGUUCACUUAGAAGAUUCUAGAGUACUACUUCGCCUCGUAUAAAUUUGUUAUAAUAUAUAUUUUCUACGUACAUAUUACCUAUAAAUAUGCAGGAUUGUUGUAAAUAUUUUGUAAGAAAAUGUUUGUGUGGUUGUGCUGCGUUUCAUAUAUUAGGUUUUGGUUGGUUGUAAUUUUCAGUUUCACGAGUUUAUAAUACCAAUAUUGACCUACA
This is a messenger RNA of Camelina sativa (false flax), 1258 nucleotides long. RefSeq names its product transcription factor DIVARICATA. Gene Ontology annotation, molecular function: DNA binding. The record is from RefSeq and is a predicted model, not a curated record. Lineage: Eukaryota; Viridiplantae; Streptophyta; Magnoliopsida; Brassicales; Brassicaceae.